Molecule: messenger RNA, 1707 nt
Organism: Dovyalis caffra
Lineage: Eukaryota; Viridiplantae; Streptophyta; Magnoliopsida; Malpighiales; Salicaceae
Source: the annotation of a GenBank genome assembly
AUGGAAACAAAAAACUCAAUAACCCACAACGAUCUCUUAUCUUCUUUAAUAUCAGAUAUCAAAUCUUACUCUGGCAAUGACCCUCUGCUCCCUUGGCUCCGGGGGAUUAAGAAAGUGAAGGAGUGUCUGCCUCAGAAUGUACUUAGAGAAAAGUUGCCUCGUUUUCUGCAAAAAUGCACUCAGAGUUUUGAAUCUGAUAGGCGUUAUAGAAAUGACUCGCGCUACCUUCGUGUUUGGUUACAGCUGAUGGAUUAUGUGAGUGAUCCAAGAGCGCUGUUGAGUACCAUGGAAACGAAUCGCAUAGGAGCAAAGCGGUCGUUGUUCUACCAGGCAUACGCUCUUUAUUAUGAGAAGAUGAAGAACUUUGAGGGGGCUGAGAACAUGUACCGUUUAGGGGUGCAGAACCAUGCCGAGCCUGUUGAUGAAUUGCAGAAAUCAUAUGAGCAGUUCCUUCAUCGCAUGGAGAGACACAGAAAGAAAACCAUCCAGCGCCAGGGAGGAAGAGGUGACAAAAGACCUCUAUCUUCCAGGAAGAUUGAAGAGAACAAUGGGAACAUAUACGGUGUUGAGGAUGGGCAUAAAAAGAUACCGGACUGGAGUUCUCAGAAUGAUAAGCCAAUGAAGGAAUCUAACCAUGCUGGGGUUUCAGGAAAUUCAUGUGAAGUUGGCUUGGGUAGGGAUCCGUCCGUGAAGAAGGAACUUGUGAGAAAGAUUGGACAGAGAGGUGUAUCUAAGCAGCUAAAGAAUACAGGAGCGUCAGAAGAACCCAAGAUGUGUUACGGUGAUGAUACUGUUGUGGUAAAGUUUGUAGAUACUGCAAUAGUUGGAAAGCAAGAAACAGAAGAUGCCUGCCAUCAUGGACUGGUGGACCCUACAAUAAAUAUGAAGGAGGCCAUGAAUGCCAUCAAUAGCAUGUUUCGAGAGCCUUUAGAAACUGCUCCAGUAAGUAGAUCACGCAGAAGUCGACCAAACGAAGACCAUAGUUUGAACGAUGGAUUUGAUGUAUUUAUUGAUGAAAACUUGGAUAGUAGAACUGAUUCAGCACAUCAAAAAGACAAAAAGGAUAUUUCCCUGAUGGUGCCUGGUAGAGCUCAAAUAUCCCAUGCUCAUCAAGAACCAUUCCAAAUAUUUAUUGAUGAUGAAGAAAGCAGUGAAAAUGGUGACAGAACUUAUGGGGAUCAAUUAGAGAAGAGUGAGACUAAAAAUCUGGCAGGAGGUUCUUAUUCAUCUGCUUUACCUUUAAAUGCUUUUGUCUUCCUACCUCCGAAGGAUCUUCCAUCUGAAAGCUCUGAUUAUUUGGAUGCGGAGAGUUCACCUCGAAUUACGCUCAGAGAGGAUACAGUUGUUCACAGGUUUGUUGGGUCUACCAUCUCAGAUGAGCCGGUGGUGGAAAAUGUUUGCCACCAUGGGUUAGUAGACCCUACAAUCAACUUGAAGGAGGCUAUGGAUGAUAUUAAUAACAUGUUUGGGAAACCAAUAGAUUUUGUAAGAACCAAGCAAUCAAAGAAGCAAGAUAAAACUCCUGUUAGGAAACAAGAUCUCCGUGGGUUUUCAAUACUUCCUGAUGAUGAUUCGGAGCAUCAGCAAGGUCAGCCACCACCCAGUUCAUCCAGAGUAAGCAAUGCUGAUUUGUUUGAGCCAACAGUUUUUACAAAAGAGGCAAUGGAUGACAUAAAUAAGAUGUUUGGAAUGCCACUGGACUUUUAG